CACCCGCCCGCGAGCCCAGCCCAGCUCUGCUCCCUCGCCCGGCGACACGGCCAACGCGUUGGCCCCGCCCCCGGGGCGCGCGGCUUAUAAAUACAGCUGCGCGGCGGGCCGUGCGAGAGCGUAGCGGAGGUGCGGUUGUGGGUCGGUUACCGGAGCGGGGAAACCUUGGGCUAGGGGGAGCGGAGCGGCGGCGGUCGGGUUGGAGGUCCGAAGGGAGUGACUAGGGAACCCGGUGGGCUGCUUUCCUUCCGGUGCUUUUGAUUUUUCUUGCCUUUUGGUCUCGGCCGAGUGUCGCCCAUUGAGCAGAGAUCCCCUCGCAAAACCCGGAGCGACCCUCCUGUCAAUUGUUGGGCGCGGGAUCGCCGGGAGCUUCGCGGUGCCCCAAGCGCGGACCGAGCGCGCGGGGCGCAAAGGCAAGAGGAGCGGAGCCGGUCGCGGGCGGGGGCCUGGAGCUUGCCUGCCUCCCUCGCUCGCCCCACCGGGUCCGCUCGCGCAGGGCGCGCGCGAUGAAGGCGGUGAGCCCGGUGCGCCCCUCGGGCCGUAAGGCGCCGUCGGGCUGCGGCGGCGGGGAGCUGGCGCUGCGCUGCCUGGCCGAGCACGGCCACAGCCUGGGCGGCUCCGCGGCGGCGGCGGCCGCGGCGGCGGCAGCGCGCUGCAAGGCGGCCGAGGCGGCGGCCGACGAGCCGGCGCUCUGCCUGCAGUGCGAUAUGAACGACUGCUACAGCCGCCUGCGGAGGCUGGUGCCCACCAUCCCGCCCAACAAGAAAGUGAGCAAAGUGGAGAUCCUGCAGCACGUUAUCGACUACAUUCUGGACCUGCAGCUGGCGCUGGAGACGCACCCGGCUCUGCUGAGGCAGCCGCCGCCGCCGGCGCCGCCGCACCACCCGGCCGGGACCUGUCCGGCUGCGCCGCCGCGGACCCCGCUCACGGCGCUCAACACCGACCCGGCCGGCGCGGUGAACAAGCAGGGCGACAGCAUUUUGUGCCGCUGAGCCUAGCUGUCCAGGUGUGCGGCCGCCUGAGCCCGAGCCAGGAGCACAAGAAAGGGAGGGGGAAGAGCAGAAGUUAGAGAAAAAGCCACCGGAGGAAAGGAAAAAAACAUCAGCAAAUCCUAGAAACGUUUCACUCGUCAUUCCAAGAGAGAGAGGGAAGAAAAAUAAAACUUUCAUCCUUUUUUUUUUUUUGCACGUUCAUAAACAUUCUACAUACGUAUUCUCUUUCGUCUCAUUUAUAACCGCUGUGAAUUGUACAUUUCUGUGUUUUUUGGAGGUGCAGUUAAACUUUUAAGCUUAAGUGUGACAGGACUGAUAAAAGAUCAAGAGCAAAUCCGACUUUUAGAAACCUACUUUGUGACCAAGGAGCUCAAUUUUUGUUUUGAAGCUUUACUAAUAUACAAGAGCAUUGUAGAUAUUUUUUUUUUACAUCUAUUGUUUAAAAUAGAUGAUUAUAAGGGGGCAGGGAACUUUCUAUUCCCUGCAGGAAUGUUACAUAUUGUAUAGAUAACUGAGUGACAUUUCAUACCGUGUAUAUAUAGAGAUGUUCUAUAAGUGUGAGAAAGUAUAUGCUUUAAUAGACUACUGUAAUUAUAAGAUAUUUUUAAUUAAAUAUUUUUUUGUAAAUAUUAUGUGUGUGUUUUUUUUAAUCUAUGGGAAUAUUUCUUUUGGAAAAUUAUUUUCCAGCUCAGUUGAAGAGCUCUUGGUAUCUUGAAUGUCUUUUCUGUUUGGCCUGGCUUUUAAUUUGUUUUUGUUUUGCCCAGUGUCCUGUAGACUCGGAAGUAACAGUUAUAGCUAGUGGUCCUGCAUGACUGCAUGAGAUGUUUAAUCACAAAAUAAACUUGUUCUGAGUCCAUUCAAAUGUGUUUUCUUUAACCUAGAUUGAAAUCUUUGUAUUUGAAGCAUACAUGUUGAUAAUAUGCUUUAUCAGUUUUUAAGUACAGGGUUUGAUAGUGUAAUAUAUAAAGAGUAAGUGUGUGUUUUUUGUUUUUUAACUGAGGUCAAAAUGGAUUCUGAAUGAUUUUGCUUACAGGAUGAGGAAAUGCUUGGAUCCUUAUGAGUUUAGGAAAUCUACUGUUUUAAUCAAAGUGAAAAAAUACUUAUCAUUCUUCAUUUUACACUAAAGCUUAAUGUCACUAAGUUUCAUGUCUGUACAGACUAUUUAAAUCAUAGAAAUGAAAAAUGUUCUCUGCUUGCUACCAAAGGACAAACUCUUGGAAAUGAACACUUUCUGCUUUCCUUCCUCCAAAGAAUAUUAAUAGGCAACAGUGGGAGAAAAAAAUUCGAAAGGCAUAAUGGCAAAUCCUUCAAGCAGGGGUAAAAGUCGAUCUUCAAACAUUAACUUUAAGUAGACCAAAAAUUCUGAUGACCGCAUCUAGAUUAUUUUUUUAUAAAAAUGAUUUUCACUAUAGCUAUGUUAGUUAACUGCUAAACUACUGUCCAAUCUCUUGUGAUGUGUAACUUUUACAUGUGAAUAUUAAAGUAGAUUUAUCUGUCUUGUACUGUGA
Molecule: messenger RNA, 2500 nt
Organism: Aethalodelphis obliquidens (Pacific white-sided dolphin)
Lineage: Eukaryota; Metazoa; Chordata; Mammalia; Artiodactyla; Delphinidae
Gene: ID4
Product: inhibitor of DNA binding 4
Exons: 3
Coding region: 507-992 (161 amino acids)
Biological process (GO): negative regulation of transcription by RNA polymerase II; cell differentiation; circadian regulation of gene expression
Cellular component (GO): nucleus; cytoplasm
Molecular function (GO): protein dimerization activity; transcription regulator activity
Source: RefSeq, a predicted model, not a curated record